Messenger RNA from Theobroma cacao (cacao), 1812 nucleotides. RefSeq lists its product as uncharacterized. Gene Ontology annotation, molecular function: DNA binding; DNA-binding transcription factor activity. Gene Ontology annotation, cellular component: CCAAT-binding factor complex. Gene Ontology annotation, biological process: regulation of DNA-templated transcription. The record is from RefSeq and is a predicted model, not a curated record. Lineage: Eukaryota; Viridiplantae; Streptophyta; Magnoliopsida; Malvales; Malvaceae.
CUUCGUUGCUCUAUCACUUACUACUAUACAGUGCCAUAUCUUUGGUUUGAAAGUUCAGACAUAAAUUUCCAACUUCACUUCCACUUCUUCUAAACGCAAAGAACUUUCUUUCUCUUUUUGGGUUAUCUCGUUGGCUGGUGCAUGUAGAUUUCAGACUUUGGAAGAUGCACCAAAAACUAGAAGGCAAAAACCAUCCAGAACCUAAUGCGAAUAACAAUAAACCAUACACAGUUCGUUCUCAACCCUGGUGGUGCAGCACCCAGCAGGAUGCCAGUUCAACGGAUGUUUUAGGAGAAAGCAGGACAAACUUAGCUCCCGGAAAACACCCAAAUGGAGGUUUAGGGACCCAAACGAGUGAAUCUCAGCAUGGAGAAUUGACUGAUCAAAAAAUUUGUGCUAGCAAAGAAAUGUGGUUAACUGUAUUGCCGCAUCCAGAUGGAAAAUGUGGUGAUGAACAGCCACAUUUACAGCAUGCUGUACCCUUUAUGCCUCCAACAAUGGGUGAAUACAUAGCACCACGAACCCGGCUGGAGCUUGUUGGCCACUCAAUUGCAUGUCCAUCGUAUCCAUAUGCAGAUCCAUAUUAUGGGGGAGCAAUGCCUCCUUACGGACCUCAAUCUUUGGUACAUCCUCAUUGUCUUGGAGUGCAUCCUGCUAGAAUGGCUUUGCCUCUUGAAAUGGCAGAGGAACCUGUUUACGUGAAUGCUAAGCAAUACCAUGGUAUUCUGAGACGAAGGCAGUCUCGUGCAAAAGCUGAGCUGGAAAAGAAACUGAUCAAAGUUCGAAAGCCCUAUCUUCAUGAGUCUCGACAUCUACAUGCUAUGAGAAGAGCAAGAGGAUGCGGAGGCCGUUUCUUAAACACCAAAAAGCUAGACAGUGAUGCUUCGAAUGCCACACCUGACAAAGGCAGUGACACUAGUUCCAAUCUUUCAUCACAUCCUACCAACUCAUUAAGUGGCAAAUCAAUUUCCAGUCACAUGUCCCAGGAUGUCAAUUCAUCCGGUGGUCAUCAAGAAGUAACAGAAUCUGAAUUGCCAGGAACAGAUAUGCAGCAGGCAUUUUCCAACAGCAAUGGAAAAAUCUACAUCAAUGGCAAUGGCAAUGUCUGCUAUUCCCACCAUCAAGGGUUUCAUUUCUCUACAUCUCGUUCACUUUCAGAUAAAAUGAUGGAAGAAGGGGACUGUCCAAGGCAGCAGCAUGAGAGAAUUGUGGCAAAUGGUGUGCCUCACAGGGCCCUAACAAUCAAAUGAACCUUCCAUCCUAAGGGUUGAAGUGCCUCUCCUGCAUUGCUUUUGACAUGUAUUGUUAUUCAUGAUAAGUCUUUAAAUGUAUUAUGGAGUUAUUUAGUGUGAGCGCAUUGUUUCACCGUGUCAUGCUUCAUGGCAUCUUGUUGAAGAUCUUUCUUGAUCUCCUGCCAGUGGUAAGAGUUGGAAGGUGAAGCUGGAGUGCUUUGAUUCUAACCAUCUCGAAAGGGACGACCCUUAGGUUCAUGUCAUAUAUAUGUUGACAGGCAAAUCAUUCUUGGCUUGGCUUAGUAAUGUGCCAUAGAGGUAGAGUCGAAGAAGGGACAUGUGACUUGUAAUUGGCAUUUUGAGUCUUCUAUUUAACCUGUUCUUUUAAUGUACAAGUAAAACAAUAGUAACAGUAGCAUUGUGUGUAAUGAAUGUGAUAAAGGAAGGCAAAGCAGACUAACCUACUUUCUGUCCCCUCUUUACUGCCUGCCUUUUCAUUUCGCUCCCUUGGAUGUUUCCUGGAAAUAACAAGGCAGGAAUCACCAUCAUGCCAUGGGGAUCAUGCCACAAUUAUUAUUCA